Messenger RNA from Photinus pyralis (common eastern firefly), 2645 nucleotides. RefSeq lists its product as uncharacterized. Bases 118 to 1440 code for a protein of 440 amino acids. The record is from RefSeq and is a predicted model, not a curated record. NCBI's taxonomy places the organism in Eukaryota, Metazoa, Arthropoda, Insecta, Coleoptera, Lampyridae. The transcript has 2 exons.
UGGUCUCAGUAGUCCCUUAAUAGACCACUUACAAAUAGAGGUCGCUGAAGGCGAGUUUUGGUAUUAAAACAUAACCUCACUUUAUUCUUAUGUAUUUCUCCAUAAGAAUACUAAAAAAUGCCUUACAAUUGUUCAGUGUACAACUGUAAUUCCACCACCAAGACGAUACAAUAUAAAUUUCAUUCGUUUCCGAGAGAGGCAAAAGAAAAACGAUCUUGGUUAAAUGCGAUCAAAUCAGGAAAACAGCCCUCAAAGCAUGCAAAGGUGUGUGAGAAACAUUUUCGAAAUGAUGACUACGUUGUGACUAGUUUAGGUCAAUGGAAAAUACUUAAGAAAAGUGCAAUUCCAUCACAAAAUUUGCCAAGGAGCUCUCAUCAUCUAGAGAAACGUGAUUCUACUGCAAGAAGUGAAAGAUAUUUGUCAAGGCAUACUCAAAAGAUUGUAACCGACAAUGACAAACAUAAUGUCAAUCGUGACAAUGAAAUAGUUGACAUUAUCGCAGAAGAUGUAGAAGAACAAGUUGAAGUGGAAAGAAGUGGCACACAUCAUGCGCAAAUUCAAACGAUCAUUAGUCUUAAGCGAUCCCAAUUAAUAUCCGCAAGUUUCAUAGAUGAGGCUCAAAUGAAACACAUGACGGGAUUUUCCAGAAAAUUGUUUAUUUUUUUUUGUCAAUAUUUUGGCAAUUCAUACACAAAAACACAUUCGCUAUUUACCAAUGAAGACGAGCUCUUAAUCACGCUAAUGAAAUACAGACUGAACUUACAUUAUACGACGUUAGCUGCCCUUUUUGACACAGAUAUUCGAAUAAUAAAAUCCAUAGUAGAAAAGUGGACAAAACACCUAUACACAAACUUUAGACAAAUCAACUUCUGGGAUUUAAAAACGUGUAAGCACGGCCAGUACACGAUAGUCUUGGAUUGUACGGAAUUUAGAAUCGAACGCAGUGGUGAUCCUCUAAUACAACAAGCUACAUACUCUAGUUACUAUGGAACAAAUACUUUCAAGGUACUGAUUGGUGGAACGGAAAAUGGAGAAAUUGCCUUUGUGUCAGAUGUGUAUGGGGGUUCUAUUACUGAUCGCAAAAUAUCACAUAUAUCGGGCAUACUUGAUCUUUUGAAGGAAGCAGAUUACGUUUUGGCUAACCGAGGAUUUGACAUAUCAGAUCUUUUGGAAGAAAAGCAUGUCCAUUUAAAUAUCCCCCCAUUCAAGAAAGGAGCGCAGUUAACGGAAGAAGAAAUCUUUAAAACCAGGGCCAUUGCUAAUCGUCGAAUAAUUAUUGAAAAUUUAAUAGGAGCGGGGAAAAAAAAUAAAAUCCUAAGUGAUCGUAUACCAAGACAUUUAUGGCAUAUAACAAAUGAAAUUGUAUAUAACUGCAUGAUGUUUAUUAACUUCAAACCAUCUAUCGUUCAUGAUACUUUAAUUACAGGAAGUAAGCAAUAGUUUGCAUCAUAAUGUAACUCAUUUCACAUCUUAAACUAUAUUGUAAUAUUCAAAGUAACACCACUAACAUUAAGUAAUAUAAAAUAUAUAAUGUACAUAUCUAAUCUUAAUUUACAAUACCAACGGUAAAAUCAUUAAUGGUAAAAUCUAUUAACUAGAUAACAUUUUUAAGUAAUACCUGAAAUAAACGUAAUGCAACUUUGUGAUUAGAGCUUGAAGGAAUACAUCAUCUCUUUCUACUUCAAUUACAAAUAUACUAUUAUCAAAAGAACUAAAGAUGACAAAGUCACACAAUUCAAUGUUUAACAAAAACAUUGCUAAUUGCACUUGACCAUACUUAUGAUUCGUAUUAAGGCAAUAUGGGAAAAGUUGUUGAUUGUCAUAUUUGAGAUAUGGUAACUCUCAUAUAAAACCUUCCACAGAACAGGGCAUUUUAUCUCAAUUAGUUUAUAAAUAACUCCGCUGUGCAUUUUUAGGCCAUCAGGACUAAAUCCAAGCCAAGGAAUGGAGGGAUUAAUUAGCAAUCCUGUGGAAUGCACUUGCCCAUAUUGGCAUUGAUACACUUGUCUAGCAAGGGAUUCACAACUGUUACCAUAAUCAGUAGCUGCAUUUCCUGUAAAUGUAGAAUUAAUCAAACUAUCUAUCUUCCUUGGCCAGUUAGGGUUUGCAUUGUUACAGUAAGUAAAUAAUUCGUAACAUCUACUUGCUGUUAUACGUCGCUUUCGAUGCAUUCUCCAUAAGGUAUUGUUUUGGUGGACAGUAGCCAUAGCUAUAUCUAACGCACCGUCUACAGACACAACAACAUUUUCUUUAUAAUAUAUUGCUUCAGACUGUGUCAAGUUUACUAGCGGCAGCGGUACUUGCAAUUGUAAAUUGGAAUACAGUCGUUGUUUUAAUGCAUUUAUAAAAGAAAAGUCGUAUGUGUCAGUAUUUGAUGCAGGCAAGGCUUUUACAGAUGCAGUAGGUGAAGUCUGUUGAUCAUCUUCGGUGGAUUUUGCACCUGCGUUACUUAACCAUAAAUUAGCAAAUGCAAAAGGCAAAACCAAAUAUUAUUCCGAGGGGCUAACCUCCAUUUGAAUCUGUAUACAUCAUUUUUUAGGGAGGAAAACCCCUCGAAUUAUUCUAUGAUGAGGGCAUCACAUAUUCCUUCAAAAAGUUUGCUUAUAUUUAAUAAAUUCUCCUGUAAACAUAUUUGAAAAUAUUAA